AUGACUACCCCCACUGCUGCGACAGUGCUGUAUGCACUGACCGUUUCCAGCUCCCCGGCGCGACCUGGACCUGAAGAUGUAUUGGAGAAGACUCAUCAUACGAAGUCUGGGUUCAGAAAUCCAUGGGAGUCCUAUCGCGAUCACAGUCCCAAGGAUAUCAUGGGAAUGCUACUCUCUCGACGAUUGAAAGGCGAAGCGAAUGCGCCCGACAUGACACCUCCAGCUACUCGCAAGCCCGAAUUCCUUCCUAGUCGAGACACACCCAAGCUUCGGGCAACCUGGCUUGGACAUGCAUGCUACUACGUUGAGUUCCCAAGCGGGCUCCGAGUGCUGUUCGAUCCUGUAUUUGACGGUCGCUGUGGGCCAUAUUCCUUCGGCCCGAAGCGCUAUACCGACCCCCCAUGCAAGAUCGAGGAUAUCCCUGUCAUUGAUGCUGUCGUCAUCUCCCACAACCAUUAUGAUCAUCUGUCCUACCCUACCGUCAGUAAAAUCGCCAAGCAACAUCCCAAUUGCCAUUUCUUCGCGCCCCUCGGAAACAAAUCGUGGUUCCAUGACUCCAAAAUCUACAAUGUAACUGAGUUGGAUUGGUGGGAUGAGCGAGAUAUUGCAAUGUCUCCAGCGGAGGAAAAGGCGACGGAGGUUGAGCCGGUAGGAAAGGCUUCAAGGGCGGCUGAUAUCAAAGCGCGUAUCAGUUGCAUGCCUUGCCAACACAUCACGGCUCGCGGCCCGUUCGACAAAUGCAAGACUCUGUGGGCAUCAUGGGCUAUUGAGUCCGGUGGUAGUAAGGUGUAUUUCGCUGGAGAUUCCGGUUACCGCGCGGUGGACGAAAUACCUAAGGGAGAAGAUGAUUGGGACCCCAAGUAUAAUUUUCCUAUCUGCCCUGCUUUCAAGCAGGUUGGUGAAUUCCGAGGUCCAUUUGAUCUAGGUCUCAUUCCCAUCGGAGCCUACGCUCCUCGCCAUAUCUUUAGCGCUGCGCAUGCGGAUCCUCAUGAUGCCGUGCGAAUGUUCAAGGAUACCAAAUGCAAGAAUGCCUUGGCUAUGCACUGGGGAACAUGGGUUCUUACCGAGGAAGAUGUCCUUGAGCCCCCAAGGAAGUUGAAGGACGCACUUAAGCGUCACAAUAUCCCCGAGACCGGUGUCUUCGAUGUUGCACACUUGUCUCUUCCUGAUUCUACUGAACCAGAUUCCUCUCUCGUACCUCUCAUGGUUGAUUUGGCGAAUGAUCAAGCCAGAGGUGAAGCCGAAAUCAAUCUCAGAGAUCGGAGAUUCUACCAAUUCCAAAGCCAAGUCCCUUCUGAGAUCACUUCUCAAGGCAUUAAUCUGGAGAACAGAGAUUUCCCAGAACGUCGCCGUCGGUAUCGGUCCACACCUUCCACCACAUCUUUGUCCUCUACCCUUUCCGGAGAAGAGGAAGUGGUUUAUCCUUUGAACGAAAGAGCACUAUCAGCGCUUCCCCAACAUUUGCAGUUGCACAUGAGAGAGAUGCAAGAAGAACGCAUUCUUCGCUUGCAAACGCAAGUUCCUCUAAUUGGGAUGUCUGACAUCUUAUCAUACCCCCAACCGAGAGAUCCAUCCAAGAGAAACUUCUCAUCUCGAUACCCUGGUGCCAAUCCUGUUGAGAGAAGCCCUUCUCGUCCUUUGCUCAAGCAUGGCCGCCCAACCAGCUUGACUGACCAUGAGAGCCCUUUUCCUAGUCCGAUUGGGACCCGAGAUGAAAGUCUUAGCCCUACAUCGCCAAUGAACCCUUACAACCUUCAACCUACUUCACCAUUAACAUGGCUUGCAUCAGCGCCUCUUGGCCGUCCGAAUCACUUCGCCCAAUCCUCACAGAACAUUUCAGAUAACCCGCCGACCGAAUCAAACGGACUCUGGCUGCACCGCAAUGUUCCUAUCGGCCAGGGCUACACAGUAUGGGACCGAAAUGGUCAGUUCGAUGCACCAACUCUGCGCUCAGGGACAUCUACUCCACGCGUCGAUGUCACUCAGUUUGAUUUCGGUUUCCCUAAGCCUGAGCCAACUCGAACUAUCGAAUCAUCUCAGGCACCGACCAAGACAGACUUGUCCAAGGCUAAUCCGUCUCGGGGGAUUGAUUUGAUAAAUAAAUGGGUUCAUCCAGCUCUGCGGCCUGAUUUGAUUGAAAAGUGGAAAUACGAUGGUCUGCUCCCCGAGGAUCUUCCUAUUGUUCGAGGUCCAGCUGCUGAAGCUCCAGUCAUUCCAGCUCCCGUUGAUCAGGCUCCAGUGACCCCUCCUCGCCGCCCGAUUCUCACGCCAUAUGAGCCUCGAUUCUACCCUCGUUACGGUCAGAGUCUGAGCGACCUCAACGAUGAUGAGUUAGAGGAACGACUUAUGUGUACGCAGCGACCUGCUUCUCAAGGUACCCUUGGAGGAUCUCCAGUCACUGCCAUGACUACAGUCACUCCUGUAACACCUCCUCGUCGUAUUCGGCCACGUUCACCAACCGGUAGCAUGAGUGACAUCCCUCGGACACCUUCUUGGCGUUCAAUGCCAUGCUCUGGGGGUGAAUCAAACGGUUACUUAUUCCCAAUGGACCAGUCGCCAACUGACAAUAUUGUUCAAGAAUUGCCAUCCACCCCUCCUUAUCAGUUGAGCCCAUCCUCCUCUCAGUGCACGGUCAGAGGUUCUCCAAUUGCUACUCCACAACGUCAAUUGCUGCCACCAUUUUCACCAAGCAGACCGUCACUCAAUUCCAGUCAGUCGCGCUCACUCCAUUCUAUGGAAGUACUUCUGGGCCACGAUGAAGGAGCUUUCUCAGCCCAGGCAGAAUGGACACCUGAGAUGCAUGCAAUUAUGUUUGACCCCGUUCGGCGCUCCCGUCAAGAGCGGCGCAAUGCAUUUGUUCCUGAGCAAAAGUCCCGCAGACAAACCGCCAGGGUUCCACAGUCCAGUCCACCAGGCUUGCUCACAAUUGACACAACUGGACGGCCUGUGUUGACACGUACAAAAACAUCCGCACGCAGCGGAGGCCAUUCCCAAGAGUCUGCAUCUCGACCUUCCCGUUCUCGUGUGCGAGAGGGCCUGCGCAGACUGAGCCAUGGGUUCAGACGCAAAUGA
This is a messenger RNA of Penicillium arizonense, 3072 nucleotides long. RefSeq lists its product as uncharacterized. Gene Ontology annotation, cellular component: cytoplasm; membrane-bounded organelle. Bases 1 to 3072 code for a protein of 1023 amino acids. The record is from RefSeq and is a predicted model, not a curated record. NCBI's taxonomy places the organism in Eukaryota, Fungi, Ascomycota, Eurotiomycetes, Eurotiales, Aspergillaceae. The transcript has 5 exons. Gene Ontology annotation, molecular function: N-acylphosphatidylethanolamine-specific phospholipase D activity. Gene Ontology annotation, biological process: N-acylethanolamine metabolic process; N-acylphosphatidylethanolamine metabolic process.